CAUACGCUGUAAAGGAUUACGUUUAAUCCUCGACAAGCAAUAAUAUUUACAUGAUAAAAGUGAAGAUUUUUGUAAAGGUGACAGAGAUUAUCUCUAUAAAUACGAUCUAAAAACCCACUAAAAGCAGUAGUUAUUGGUGUGUUACAAUCAGACGCUUUUGAGAUGUUUGCUCGUGCGGACAGAUGGUUAUGCAUGAUUUUUGGGCUAUGCGUGAUUGACGUAGGAAUCUCCCAGAAGCCAGAUUUGGGACUUGUGUACCAGUGGACGCAACUAGAGUUCGAUUACCCGAAUGCCAAAGCAAGACAAGACGAUAUUGAUAGUGGAAAUUUUGACCCGACGUCCGCUGCUCCCAUAGAUGUAGAUGUACACUACUCUUAUGCUCCGAAUAAGAAGAAUCGGGUUUUUGUCACUAUUCCAAGGUUUCAAGAGGGAGUUCCGGUGACACUUGGUGUCGUUACUGACAAAAAACUUAACAACAAUCCGAUUAUUCAGCCGUUUCCAUCGUGGGAAUGGCACACGAAUCCAAAGCGGUGCAAGAGGGAUCGGCUGGUUUCAGUUUUUCGUGUUAUGAUAGACGAAUGCCAGCGCUUAUGGGUUUUGGACACAGGACGAGUACUCAGCGAACAAACGUGCCCACCACAAAUCCUUGCCUUCGACCUCCAAACGAACAUGCUAAUCCACAGAUACGAGAUACCAGAGGACUUAAUAGAGGUCAACAGAUCCAUUUUAGUAACUCCAGUCGUCGAUGUCAGAGACGCUCAUGGAAAAUGCAAAGACACCUUCGUCUACGUAGCAGACUGCCAAGCUUAUUCUAUCAUAGUCUACGACGUCCAGCGCAACGAAGCCUGGAAAGCUACGCACAAAUCCAUGUAUCCAUACCCGAGUUACGGUACUUACAGUAUUCUAGGUGAUAGUUUCGACCUGAUGGAUGGUGUUUUGGGAAUGGCUUUAGAACCGUAUAAGCCAGGCCAAGACAGGAAGCUAUUCUACCACGCCAUGUCUAGUCCUACAGAGAACUGGGUCUACAGUGCAUUUCUGAGAAAUCGUUCCAGGUUUAUCCACAAUCCAGAAUCAUCGCCAGAGGUCUUCCACACUUACGUUGGAGAGCGAACCACUCAAGCCGCAGCCGAAGCCAUAGACAAAGACGGAAUCAUGUAUUUCGGUCUCAUGAGUGACGUCACUUUCAACUGCUGGAACACUCGCACAGAAUACGGUCGUAAAAACACAGAAGCCAUUUCGCGAAAUCGCCAGACUCUGCAAUUCGCUAGUGGAGUUAAAGUGGUCACAAAUAGUAAAGCGUCGCAAGAAGUUUGGGUGAUGACGUCACGGUUCCAGAAAGUUGCCACUGAGUCUCUUUCGCAGUCGGAGGUGAAUUUCAGGAUUCAGGCUGGAAGGACGGAGGAUUUGGUAUCAGGGACAAUUUGUAAGAGUGGUCAACACAGCCAUAGCAGACCGUCUGGGAGCGGUGGAGGUUAUGGGUUGGUUAAGCCUCCGACGAAUAGGUAUGGGUCAACCAACACAAAUCAGAAGAAAUGAGGUGCCUAAGCUUUAAAGAGUUGUAUUAUUUAUUUUGUAAUUAUUAGUAUAUGUAGUAUUCACAAAAUGUUGAUUAAUAAAGUUAAGUUUUAAGAUUUUUUGAA
Molecule: messenger RNA, 1640 nt
Organism: Zophobas morio
Lineage: Eukaryota; Metazoa; Arthropoda; Insecta; Coleoptera; Tenebrionidae
Gene: Y-e3
Product: protein yellow-like
Exons: 8
Coding region: 163-1536 (457 amino acids)
Cellular component (GO): extracellular region
Source: RefSeq, a predicted model, not a curated record